UGACACUGCACACAUUUCAACUGCUGGAUCCUAAGGGGCCUCACUAGUGCGCACAGUGUGAUUGUGAUCAGGCGCGCUCGGGGCAGUCCUGCAGAGUGAUGAGCUGGUUAAUGUUUACUCUGAGGCCGAGCGCGGUUACUAAACUAACCCGCUGUUAUCUGUCUGCUGACGCUGGCGCGGGGAAAAUGGCCACAGACUGGCUGUCCUCCGCUGAGCGAGAACAGUUCCUCAUGGAGCUGAGGGCCACCGGAUGGAUGGAGGUUAAGGACCGCGAUGCUCUCUACAAGGAGCUGAACUUCAAAACCUUCAACCAGGCGUUCGGCUUCAUGUGUCGAGUGGCUCUGCAAGCAGAGAAGAUGAACCAUCAUCCAGAGUGGUUCAAUGUUUAUAACAAGGUCCAGAUCACUUUAUCGACACAUGACUGUGGAGGACUGUCAAAGAAGGACAUUCGACUGGCCAAGUUCAUUGAUAAGGUGGCUCUGUCCCUGUAGAGGCUCGUCCUUAUUGAACGUACAUUAAUUUUACACAUUCAAAUCUUUUGUAUUUUCUCAAAAAGAGAAAUGGUUCAUUUGUUAAUUCACACGUGUGUUUCAAAUUUUUAUUUUAUUUUAUUUGGAUCUACAUGAUUCUGGUAAAUGCAUAUCAAACAGAUGUUGGAAAACUGUUAGUAGAUACAUUUCAUAUUCAUUAAAUAUCUGAUACAAUAUUCCCUCUUUACUUCUGUAUCGAUGGACACUUGUUCACUAUGCUGCCCUUCAGACUAAACGUGUACACUCCCUGUGCUUUAAGAUGAGCUCUUAAGUCCCCUUCACAGGGCGCUGUUGGACAAUAGGAAGUAGAAGUGAUGACCAAAUGAGGCCUCGUGAACUACUGAAGUCUUUCAGGAAAAGAUUAAAAUGGUCGAGUGCGUUGAACAAUAUAAUAAACAAUAUUAGCAGCCAAAAGCCUGUGAAAGACGCUCUGUAGGAUGAAGCAUCCACCACACAUUCCACAGAUCGAUUCAAGUUACGUGCACAAAUAAAAGCCUAACAGUUUGUUCUGGUAUAUUAAUUCACCCAUUAAACUGUCAAUUUUAAUAUCAGUACGAAUAUCAAUAUGAUGAAAUAGAAGAAUAAUGUACACAUAUGAAUUGCACGUGAAAAAUAUAAAAUUUUCCUGAAAUAAUUUGGAUUCUUCAUAAUACUUGUAUGACUGGACAUCUAAAAUGUAACCGAAUAAGUCUGAAUUAAAACUUACUCGUAAAGAAGAUCUGGAUCGAAUAUUCUGACACACAAAGUGAGUCUCGCACGUGACUGGACAGAAAGUGUAGCUUCUGUUUGUCAUUGGUCACGUGAUUUCUAGGUAAACAACACAAGCUUAAAAUUGAAGCUUCAUCUGGCACGCCCCUUUCUUCUCAACACUAGCUCGAAUGUCACAUCACUAGGAAUUAGCUGACCGCUCUCUACAUAGGCAGUUACUAAACGUUAAUGAGUUGAUGUGCUCUAGGAAGGCAGACACACAAAUAAGCUCCCAGUUCAUACUCUUACAAAAGUUUGUACGUUAGUAUAUUGCUAAGCUAAAUAAAACAAAAACAGACAACACAUGCAUUUUUUUUAUUAGAGCUGUUGUAAUCAACACACUGCAAAAUAAAAUUCAUUU
Messenger RNA from Carassius gibelio (silver crucian carp), 1638 nucleotides. RefSeq names its product pterin-4-alpha-carbinolamine dehydratase 2-like. Gene Ontology annotation, molecular function: 4-alpha-hydroxytetrahydrobiopterin dehydratase activity. Lineage: Eukaryota; Metazoa; Chordata; Actinopteri; Cypriniformes; Cyprinidae. Gene Ontology annotation, biological process: tetrahydrobiopterin biosynthetic process. The record is from RefSeq and is a predicted model, not a curated record. The transcript is spliced from 4 exons. The coding region runs from base 99 to 491 and encodes 130 amino acids.